CUAGAACAAAAGAGCCGUUAGGGAGAGAGAAAAUACACAGACCAUUUUCACACACAGGAGGGAGAAGCACCACAAACAAUGGCGACAAAUAUUGGCAUGAUGGAUUCGGCUUACUUUGUCGGUAGAUCGGAGAUUCUCGCUUGGAUUAACUCCACUCUUCAACUCAACCUCUCUAAAGUCGAAGAGGCAUGUUCCGGUGCGGUUCAUUGCCAACUCAUGGAUGCCGUUCAUCCAGGGAUGGUCCCGAUGCACAAAGUCAACUUUGAUGCCAAGAACGAGUACGAGAUGAUUCAAAACUACAAGGUCCUUCAAGACGUCUUCAACAAGCUUAAGAUCACCAAGCAUAUUGAGGUGAGCAAACUGGUUAAAGGAAGGCCGCUUGAUAACUUGGAGUUCAUGCAGUGGAUGAAGAGGUACUGCGACUCUGUUAAUGGAGGCCUCAUGCACAGCUAUAAUCCAUUGGAAAGGAGAGAAGCCAGCAAAGGAGGGAAGGAAGCGAGCAAGAAAUCUGCAGCAUCACAAUCUACAAACAAAGGUUCGACAGCGACUCCAAGAGCUCAGUCCUCACAAAAUUCUCGAAGGAAUGAUACGUCUUCCGGAAACCCAACAACUCAAGCAAUUAAGGCUUCAAAGCCUUCUGUUGCAGUGCCAGCAUAUGAUGAACAGAUCACAGAGUUGAAGUUGUCAGUGGAUAGCCUUGAAAAAGAGAGGGACUUCUACUUUGCAAAGCUGAGAGAUAUCGAAAUUUUGUGCCAGAGUCCUGAGUUUGAACACUCGCCUAUUGUAGCAGCUAUUAAAAGGAUUCUGUAUGCCACAGAUGAUGAUGCAUCGGUGGUGGCAGAAGCUCAAGCCAUGUUGUCUCAGCAACAGAAGGAAGCAGAGCCAUUGAGUCCGAUUGCGGAGGUAUCAGAAGAGAAAGCAAGUUCAGAUACUCAAAAGAGGAAAAACAUUGUGAAUGUUGAUGUUGAUGCUGCUGGCAUCUCAACCUUGUCUCCAAGGCAACGGCUUUCUGAUGUUUCCGAUGUUCAUUGCAGUGGGUCACCUCUUAUGACCUACUGAUGAACUCAAAUCCUAGGGAUUAAAAAUGCAGGUUUGCCAACAAUUACAUCUAUUAGAGAGUAUGCUUCUUAUACAACAAUGCGACAACCUUUCACUAAAAUUCUGUAUGUGCUUCUGAUUUUCAGUUAUUUUGUUUGAUUUGUAAAAUCUUUAGAGAACUUCUCUAAUUCUCCUUAAGAGUAAGGUGCUGAUUUUCAGUUUCUGGUCCA
Mangifera indica (mango) is the source of this 1268-nucleotide messenger RNA. Its product is annotated as microtubule-associated protein RP/EB family member 1C-like. Gene Ontology annotation, molecular function: microtubule plus-end binding. Gene Ontology annotation, biological process: spindle assembly; protein localization to microtubule plus-end; thigmotropism. The transcript is spliced from 6 exons. The coding region runs from base 79 to 1059 and encodes 326 amino acids. Gene Ontology annotation, cellular component: microtubule plus-end; cytoplasmic microtubule; microtubule organizing center. Lineage: Eukaryota; Viridiplantae; Streptophyta; Magnoliopsida; Sapindales; Anacardiaceae. The record is from RefSeq and is a predicted model, not a curated record.